GUAUUGAGUUUAAACUCUGGGAAAGUUUAAACCUUCAAAGCAGGAGGUUCAAACCAAAUAAUUUGGAUUAACUUGACAUCUGUAAAGAUUUGAUGGGGAAACAGCUGAUAGUAAAUUAUUUUUCGACGCUUGUUUUUAAUGCUUCUGUAGACAAUAAUAAUUAUUAUUAAUUUAGGUUAUAGUGAAUCAUUAUUCGAAUGUAAAAAUAAUUAUAAUGGAGGAAUUGUUAGAAGUUUUUAAUGCGAUUGAUAAAGAUGACAGUGAAGAAAUUUUGAAACUGAGAAAAAUUGGGCAAAAAAAAUAAUUUGAUUUCUGGGAUAGAGAAUUUUUUAACGAUUGGGAGAAAUAUUUCUUCUUUACUAUGAAUGGCAAUAUCUAUUUGACAGUCAUCAAACAAGGAGCUGAGGGAAGAAUAUAUAAAGUAAUUUAUUUACAAAAAUCGACUAUUGUUAAAGAAAGGUUCAAAAAAGAGUACAGACAUCCCGAUUUAGAUAAUUUUCUAACAAAAGAGAGAAUAAAAUCAGAAGCACGCUCUAUGAUACGUUGCAAGGAAGCAGGUGUUCGCACUCCAGCUCUCUACCUGGUUGAUUUGGAAAGACGACGUAUUUUCAUGGAGCACAUCGAUAAUAGUGUAACAGCUAAACAGUACAUUAAUAGUUUUCUCGAAUCUGAAAGUGAAAAUGACAAACUGGACAACAUUUUAGGCGAAAUAGGAACGUCUAUUGCAAAAAUGCACAACAACAAUAUAAUACAUGGUGAUCUGACCACUUCGAACAUUCUAGUGCAGACCGAUAAGGUUUACUUCAUUGAUUUUGGUUUGAGUUCAGUUAGUGGCUCAAUUGAAGAUAAAGCAGUUGAUUUGUAUGUAUUGGAGCGAGCACUGAUUAGCACGCAUGCACACUCCGAUCGUUUAUUGAAGAUUAUUUUAGACAGUUAUUUUUCAAAAAAGUUGAAUAAAAAUAGCAAGGAAAUCAUGCAUAAAUUGGAGGAUGUGAGAAGUCGCGGACGUAAAAGAACCAUGGUGGGUUGAUGUAAGUAAAUCAAAUAUUUUUCUAGUAUUGAAAAAUAUAUUUUCAUCUGUGAUUUGUAUCGUUUAAUGAAGCCUAUUAUCCUUUGAAUAAUAAAACUUGAUGCUAUAAUAAUAAAAGGGCUGAUGCCAAA
This is a messenger RNA of Nilaparvata lugens (brown planthopper), 1161 nucleotides long. RefSeq names its product EKC/KEOPS complex subunit bud32 (gene Prpk). Bases 362 to 1030 code for a protein of 222 amino acids. The transcript has 3 exons. NCBI's taxonomy places the organism in Eukaryota, Metazoa, Arthropoda, Insecta, Hemiptera, Delphacidae. Gene Ontology annotation, cellular component: cytosol; EKC/KEOPS complex; nucleus. Gene Ontology annotation, biological process: protein phosphorylation. Gene Ontology annotation, molecular function: ATP binding; protein serine/threonine kinase activity. The record is from RefSeq and is a predicted model, not a curated record.